AUGACAGAUAACUCCAACAUUGUUAAGAUUGACGCUUUAGGGUCAACCAAAUUGUUCCACCCCAUCAAGGUUGGUGCAAACAAAUUGUCCCAACGUAUUGCCCAUGCGCCAACCACCAGACUCAGGUCUACUGCUGACAAUGUCCCCACUGAUUUGCAGUUGCAAUACUAUAAAGAUCGAGCACAAGCACCAGGCACUUUGUUAAUCACUGAGGCUACAUAUGUGAGUGAAGGAGGAAUCGGGUUGCCUAAUACACCUGGUCUUUGGAAUGAUACACAAGCUAAAGCUUGGAAACAAAUCACAGAUGCCAUUAGAGAGCAAGGAUCAUAUUCAAGUGUCCAGUUGUGGUAUUUGGGACGUACUGCAUACCCACCUGAGUUGAAAAAGAGAGGAUUACCAUUUGUUGCUCCUUCUGCGCUUUAUCAUAGCGAGGAACUGGAAAAGCAAGCUAAGGAAAGCGGUCAUGAGUUGAGAGCAUUAACCAAGGACGAAAUUGAACAUUUGAUCAAUGAAGAAUUCCCCAAUGCAGCUAGAAAAGCACUUGCUGCUGGGUUUGAUUACAUUGAGUUACACUCAGCUCGUGGAUAUUUGUUGAGCCAGUUCUUGAAUCCAGUUAGUAAUCAAAGGACUGAUGAGUAUGGAGGAUCAAUUGAAAACCGUGCUCGCUUCUUGUUGAGUAUUGUUGAUAAGUUAAUCCCCAUUGUUGGAGCUAAUAGAAUUGGAAUUAGAUUUUCACCUUGGGCUACAUUCCAAGUGAGUGAACCAGAAGGUGAAGAGGUUCAUUCAUAUAUCCUCAAGGAAUUGCAAAAGCGUGCAGAAGAAGGAAAUGAAUUGGCAUAUCUUUCCUAUGUUGAGCCUAGAGUUUCUGGAGUUGUCGACGUCAAGAGGGAGGAUAUAAAUGGCUCUAAUGCCUUUGUAUCGAAGAUUUGGAAGGGGACUUUGAUUAAAGCUGGUAACUAUACAUACAGUGCACCCAAGUUUGAUGAUUUGGUUCGUGAUAUCGAUAACGACAGAACAUUGAUUGCUUGGUGUAGAUUUUUCACGUCAAAUCCAGAUUUGGUUCAACGUUUACAACAUGGAUAUGCUUUGCAACAGUAUGAUCGUGAAACCUUUUAUCAACAGUACAACUGGGGAUAUAAUACCUGGAACAAUUAUAAUGAGAAGAAGAAAUAUGAUGAAAAGACUGAAAAGGAGAGAAUUGGUAAACCGUUGGCUUAA
Messenger RNA from Lodderomyces theae, 1218 nucleotides. RefSeq names its product alkene reductase. The transcript has a single exon. NCBI's taxonomy places the organism in Eukaryota, Fungi, Ascomycota, Pichiomycetes, Serinales, Debaryomycetaceae. Bases 1 to 1218 code for a protein of 405 amino acids. The record is from RefSeq and is a predicted model, not a curated record. Gene Ontology annotation, molecular function: NADPH dehydrogenase activity; FMN binding.